AUGCUCUCAUCUGGGGUCGAGUCUCUCCUUGAUUCAUCUGUGUCUGCUGUGAUGGAGGAGCUGUACACUGGACUGCCGGAGAGCAUCUCCGCAGAGCUCAUGGCUGUGCCGGAUCCCAACAUUGGAUUGGAUGGACAAGCCGAUGGGUCACUGUCUGUGCUGGCACACAGGGACACUCUGUCAGCUGUGCAUCCAUGGACUUCUGGAGUAGGAAACUUGUGCCAGCAGACAGAGGCUUUGGGUGAUAUGCUCGAGAUGAUUUCUUAUGGGCCAGCAGAAUCCCCUCCUGAAGAAUUACUACAGGCUGGAGGCCUUGAAGAGGAUGAAGAAAACAGGAUAAGGAACUUUAGGACCGUAAUCUGUUCCAGUAACAGAUACCAGAGAGAAGAUGAAGAUGGACUUCUGGAAGAAGAUGAAGAAAGGUGCUUUGCUGAAUGCUACACUUUCACUCCGGUGGCAAGUUGGUCAAAACAAGAGGACUUAAACCAGCAUGAGGUGGAGUCUUCAAGAGCCUGUUGCUUUGAAAUUUUGGGAUCUCUGAGGAACACAGAAGAAAACCAAGCAAAUGUUCAGGUGACAGCUGAAACUCUGCCAAAGCUCACUGAAGAAGUAGUACAAGGUAUGAAGGCUGAUGGGACUAGGAUAUUUGGUAAAGCAGGAUACAGAAAUGACAGAGUGAGUAAAGGUCUUCCACCUGAGAGCAGUCAAUGCCCAGACACAGACACAGUCGCGGCCAGAGCUGGGGUUUCAGAAUCCAGCAUCUUAGGUUUUUUAGAGCCUUUAAAAGUCAUGGACAUUGGAGCAGCCAGAGACCACCCUCAAGAAAUAAAUGACUAUAAUGGGCUGAAAGCCCAUACUGCCAUGCCAGUGAGAACAGGGGGAAAUGGUCUGUCUGUUUGGGAGACUAGAGAAGAAAAGUUACCCAGACGAAAUCCUCUUAAUGAAUUCAGUACGUCACUUGUUAAUUGCCAGACUUGUCAGCAGGAUGAAGAAAACAAUGCUCAUGACUUCUGUAACCUUCCCAUACCUAAACAAAAUGAACCUUAUAGGUUGUCCUCAGUAGAAAGCUGUAGAACACUCUCCAUACCAAGUUCUGAAAUUUUUUGUCCAGUUCUGAAAAGCAGCUAUUUUCUGGACUUUAGAAAUAUGCCACUGGGAAACAGUAGUACUGCAGUCUAUGGAGUUAACAAUGAAACCCCCCAAAAGCCCUUUCCCCAAAACAUGGAACAUCACAUUCCUUACGAUCAUGGAACUCGGUUUGUGGAAAAUCGAAGCUUCACAUCUGUGCCAGCAGAGCAGAUCUCAGUGGUGAGGGACAAAGGAUUAUCUACUGCUAGAACUGAUCCUAGGGGAUUCAGUGCUAGUAUAGGUAAAUCAUAUAGCUCUGAUUUUGAAGAGGCUGCUGAAGUCUGGAGAAAAAUCACUGUUGGAUAUAAGACUGAAGUUUGUAACCAGCCUGAAGCUCAAGAGGCUGCUAGAUCUGAGCAUUGUCAUUAUUCAGUUUUCAGUUCUGUUGCUUCAUCUUCUGAGGAGUUCUCAAAAGAAAAAUUUACAGUUAUCCCAUCAGAAGGUAAUAAGCUGAAAAAGGACCAGUGGCAGUUCUCUGUCAGUGACCUAUGCAAGGAUGAUGUAAAAGAAAAUAGUCUGCUGAUGGAAAUGAGCAGCAUUGCUUCCCAUGAAACUGGACAGAGAGACAUAUACUUUUAUAAUACCUCCAGUAAAAUUCUUCCUCCCAGUAACCACAGCUGUCUUCAUCUUAGUACCAAGCUAGAUAAAGAUUCACACAAGACACAACUGCUUGAAAAGGAAUCUGAGAGCAAUACAGCAUCAGCAGAGUUGGCUGGUCCUUUAGUUGAGGCUGCAGAAGCUGAUGGUAGUGACACUUUGUCCACUGGGAAAACAACUAAUUUGUCUUAUACACUAAAUCUAACUCUACCUCCUGUUUUACAAAAAUCAAGACAACAUCAUUAUAAUGAGUGUCCUCCUUGUACUGCUUAUGAAUUUUCAAGCAAGGACAAGGCUCAGGAUAAUCUGUCUGGAAAAAAAUCCGUUGGUACUUCUGGAACAACAGGAGAACAAAUUGCUGAAGUUUUGCUUCAUAGAGACAAAUUGAAGACUUCAGUAAGUUCCAGGGCUUUUGAUAACCCUAAUAUGACAAGCAAAGUAUUCCAAAGGAACAUGAAAUCUUCUGUAGGAAGUAGAGACAGAGUGGUCACUGGUUUAGAAAAUGAACAUCAUGACACAUGGAAUUGUAAUAGUCAAAUUAUGGAAGACCAGUGUGCAGCUGCCAGUACUUCCUGGAGUUUAUCAAGGGGCACAUGUGUUUUUCUCCCAAACAGUCAAUCUUUUGAUGUCGAGUUUGAUAAGAAGAUUCAAGCUACCUGCCUAAGAGAUGAGAUUUCAAAUAAAAAUAUGGAGGUGGUGCAACAAUGGGAUCUUGGUAAAGUAACAGGCAGUAAAAUUGUUUGUGACAGAGAUAAGGCAAAAACACCAAUUGGCACUUGGGCUUCCCAGACGGAUGACUGUGACAAAACAAGGACUGUGGAUUCUCACAACAUUCCUGAAUGCCAUCAGAGAAAUAAGACUAGUGAAGAGCUAUUAGUCAGAUAUCUGAAUAAAAACACCUGUGUUGAUAAUUUCGGAUUUUACAACUUUCCAUUAGACCCACAGAAGAGAGAACUGGGCACACAUGAGGAGGAAGAAGUAUCAUCACUCACAGCUAAUCUCUGCGAGUGCAGUGCUUCAAUCUGUGACACAUAUCCAGCACCUGACAAUGUGAAUAUUCCAAGAGGACAUGCUAACCAGACAGGGCAAACCUUGCAUCCAGUGGAAAAUCAGUGUCAUGCAUGUCAGAGUGAGUCUGAUGGCCCAGUGCCAGGCAGCAGGCAAUGUUUAGGAAAUUUAACCAACCAGCCAACCACUGGUUUACAAAGUAGGGCUGGGUCUGUGGAUGAAACCGAAACUGACUCUAGUGAAGGUGAAGAGAUAGUGCUAAAAGUGAGUGAUAACCUGCCUGUGUUAUUUCAUAAAUAUGCAAAAGACAGUUUUGAAGAAACUCUAAAACAGAAUGUAGUGGAUUUGGGUGUGAGAGAUGAAAGCUGUUCAGGAUACGUGGGCUCCAUCAGGAAUCUCAUUGAAGGGAAGACAAUCAAACUAAAAGAACAUGAGGAAUGUGAAAGAGAUGAUACAGGAAUUCUUGAAGAAAGCUCUUCUGAUAGGCAGCCUCAUUGCUUACAGCAUGCUUGUUUUAUUGAGUGUGCAGAAGAGAAAGCAGAGCUGUUAACAUCUGAGCCUGGUAAAGAAACUGAUGCUCACAAGGGGAUUGGUCCAUUCCAUUUUGGACAGUUUGACGUCCAAGAAUCUUUUAAUAAGACUCAGAUGGAUUCAGAAGCAGCGUCAGCUUUGAACUCUGGCAUCUCUCUGCCUGAGAAAGGAAAGCUGUGCACAUCACCUGAGAAUACACAAGAAGAUAAUCAUCAUUUAUCUUCAGACAAAAAUUUUAGCAAAGAUUCUGACAAAAAUUUUAAUAAGACUCAGAUGGAUUCAGAAGCAGCGUCAGCUUUGAACUCUGGCAUCUCUCUGCCUGAGAAAGGAAAGCUGUGCACAUCACCUGAGAAUACACAAGAAGAUAAUCAUCAUUUAUCUUCAGACAAAAAUUUUAGCAAAGAUUCUUCAAUGACAAAAAUUCUUUCUGUAAAAAUUUCUGUUAAGAGAAAAUCCAGCAGUGUUGAGAUUCCCUCCUCGGAGAAGGAGAUGGCACCUGGCUUUGUGAAUGGUGCCAGAAGCUCAGGAGUUUGUGCCCACAGCAAAGAAAGUCUGAAAGAUGUGGGGCACAGCAUGCUCACUGUGAAAGACAUGGAUGUCACCUCACCCAAAGCUUCUCCCCAUGAAGAGAAGUUUAAGAAUACAUAUAAGCCAGAAAAUAUGAAUGAACUUUUGGAUACAGGAAACAGAGGAAGUCUGAGAAUAAACACUCUCUUAAGUAACUCUUGCCCACAGUUUACCUCUGGGCCUGGUAAAGAAACUGAUGCUCAAAAGGCUAUUGGUUCGUCCCAUUUCAGACAGUUGGACGUCAGAGAAUAUUUUAAUAAGACUUGGUCAGAUUCAGAAGCAGUGUCAGCUCUGAACUCUGGCAUCUCUCUGCCUGAGAAAGGAAAGCUGUGCAUGUCACCUGAGAGUGCACAAAGAGAUAAUUGUUUUUCAUCUUCAGACAAAAAUUUUGACAAAGAUUCUUCAAUGACAAAAAUUCUUUCUGUAACGAUUUCUGUUAAGAGAAAAUCCAGCAGUGUUGAGAUUCCCUCCUCGGAGAAGGAGAUGGCACCUGGCUUUGUGAAUGGUGCCAAAAGCUCAGGAGUUUGUGCCCACAGCAGAGAAAGUCUGAAAGAUGAGGGGCACAGCAUGCUCACUGUGAAAGACAUGGAUGUCACCUCACCCAAAGCUUCUCCCUGUGAAGAGAAGCUUAAGAAUACGUGUGUAGAAGAGAAGAUGGGAGAAGUAGCCCCUAGAAAAACAUUGCCCAGAGAUUGUCUAUGGGCCUUGUUAGAAGAUUCCAGAGAGUCUGAUAAAAUAGUCCCCCUCAGUACUGAGAGUUAUGGCAAGGUUUUGGAAGAAUUCCCAACAAUCAACCUAAAUAAACUUUCAAAAGAAAGAAAACAUGAUAUAAAGCUCCCAGACUUAGCAGGUACUGCUGUACUUCCAGAAACUGUGUAUGAUUGUCAAGCUGAAGCUGUGUCUGAUGCAAAAGCUUCACCAGAACUGCAGUGUAAUACAACACCCACAUUUUAUCCAUCUAUGAGUACAGUGUCAGACAGCUGCAAAGAAUCAUCCCCAGACUGUGUGGUUUGCAGUGAAGCUCGUGCGUCUUACACAUUAAAUGCACAGAGCAAAGGUAAUGUAAAGGAGGUAACAGAAAGUCAGGACUUCGUACCAACCCAUGCAAUUUGCAAGAAAAAUCAGGUACUUAAACAAAAGAAGUAUGAAAAGGCAGAAGCACAUCUGUCAGACAAGGCACACCAAGAACAGAAGUUAGAACAUCAUGAGAAAGCAAAAAUCACUCUGCAGCCAAGUAUGUCGCGCAGUUUUGAACCCUUAUGCAGUUCUUCAAAUGAGUGGGUGACAUCUAGAAAUACAAAGUCUGAAGAUCCUUCAGAGGAGAUUUUUGCUGUCAGGAGCAGUGAAAGUAAACUAUGUAGCACUUUACAAGAAGUUAAAAGGCCAAAGAUUACCACAGAUAUUAUUAGUUCACAGUUUUUGAAGACUCAGGAUUCAGAAAUGGAAAACCUGAACCUUAAUUUAGGGUAUGAUGGAAUCCCUGGUGCCUUUGGAACUAAAAAAAGAAGAACUAAAGUAAGAGGACCUCUUCCAUUAAAAAUACAACCUGAGAGGACAUGCAAAAAAGCUCCCACAUUGCAUCAGUUAAAAACAGUAAGAAAAAUCAAAAAAAUUGAAAGUUUACCUUUCUUUGAGAUUCCUCUGAAAAUAUUCCCUAAGCGGGAAAACACACUUCUUGAAUCUUUGUACUCUCCCUGUAAAGCACCGACAGUGGAAACGGCAAGAGCCAUGAGAUUUGUGCAAAUGCCAAGGCAGAGGGCCAAGGGGUGCAGUGUGUUGAACAGCUUGAAAUUAAGGAAAUGUACCAAAGAGCCAGCAUUGCUGAGCAAGUUGUCUGCAAUGGCUAGCAAGCUCCUGGCCCCUGCCAAAAGCAUCCAUAACUUAGAACCUCUGCCAUGUUCUUCUGAAAUUCUUCCAGCGGGUGACAGGUACAGCCAACGCAGAUCAAAGAAUCUCUUGGAAGCCUUUUCUUGCAUUAACAGGAACGUACACUCACGCUGGGCUGACAGUUGGUGCACCAAGAUGUUCAGCUUUCAGCCUUUGGCACUUUAUCAUGUAGAAACUACCAAAAUACCUUUUUCAGACUUGAGCCACAAGCCUCCAACCUCCUUGGACACCCCAGUUUCCCCGAUUUCUUUUCACAUAAAAUUGGAGUCCAGUCCUGUGAGAGACCUCACAGGGUUUGCAUCCCAGCACUCUGCACAUCACAGACCAGUUUGUAAAGAAAUGCCAGCACCAGCUUCAAAGUGGACUUUAUCUUUUCUCCUGUCUCAGAGCUGUUUCGAUACAACAGCUUCCAAGGAAGAUUCCAGUCUAAAUAAUGAGCUUCAUUCCUCUCACUCCAGAAGUACCCAAAGGACUGUUGCUCUUCAUCCUGACUUGAGAAGAAGUGCUGUAGCUGAAAGAAGAGGAGGUUGUUCCACACUUGGCCUUCACACAGUGUUAGCACUUUCUUCCCCUGGAUGUUACAGGAUUUGGACAAGAAGAAGGAACUUAACCAGUCAUAUUCCUACCAUCCAGAGACUAUUUAUAUCCCAAUUUGCACAGGGUUUGAAAAGGGCAAGGUGUCCAACUCCUGUAUCCGAUGACUUCGUCUCCUCAUUGCCAUACUCACUGGGCAGGGUACUAUCCAUAUGGAGUCAGCAUGGUCCUUCUGCCUGCCCUUCUGAAAUCACUGCUCUCCAUUCCAAUCACUGCAAGUGGCAGCCAAGUGGGGGCAUCGACAACAGUUAUGCCAUGUUAUCACACUUACCUGUGCAGAGUAUGGAAGCACUACAGACUGCAGGCCAUGAGAUACGUCUGGAAACUUUAUUCCCUCUUCCAUUCCCAAAGCCUCGCUCACUUCCAGAAUCAUUACCAUCUCCCCCGAGGCUUCCAGCAUCUGAGCUCCAGGUCCAUGCCCUCAGUGAGGCUGAUGCUUCUGUUCCAGCUCGUCUGAGAUCCCAAGAUGACACAGAACUGAAAAAAACUGAGCCAGAAAAGAGGCCCAAGAAAGUCUCUCAGAUCCGAAUCAGGAAAACUGUUCCUAAGCCAGACACUAACCUCACUCCAAUGGGACUACCCAAACCAAAAAGGCUUAACAAGAAAGAAUUUAGUUUAGAAGAAAUUUACACAAACAAGAACUACAAGUCCCCUCCUCCUUCCAGGAGCUUGGAAACAAUCUUUGAAGAGCCCAAGGAGAAAAAUGGACACUUAAUCUCUGUCAGCCUGCAAAAGAGAAAGCGGAUUUUGGAGUUUCAGGACUUUACUCUUCCCCGGAAGAGGAAGACACGAGGCAAAAUCAAAGCUGUGGGUAGUUUUACCCGAGCGAAGAGAGCUGCACUGCAGAGUGCAGAGUUAGAUGUUCUUCUGAGUCAGAAGCUAAUGGACCUUGAAGCCUUUUUUGCAGAGGAAGUUGAGUAGGAGCAGGCCUGUGGCAUCUGAGGGAGCCACUUAGCUGAAAAUGGUCCAGUCACCUUCUUUAGUAUUUUCCUCUCAAGAGAAAUCUACUGA
Molecule: messenger RNA, 7323 nt
Organism: Acanthisitta chloris (rifleman)
Lineage: Eukaryota; Metazoa; Chordata; Aves; Passeriformes; Acanthisittidae
Exons: 10
Source: RefSeq, a predicted model, not a curated record